GGAUCAGUGUGAGGACUUGGAAAUUGCGUCACUGUAGAGGCGGAGUUAUGCCUCAUAGUGUCUCGUCCGUCUCCAAGUAUACACUGUUGGCCUGAACUGGAACAGAAAGCACGUGACGAUGUUCUUCUUCUGUCUGCCCCUGAUUAAGCAGCAGAGCGCCGCCCCCUCCCUGCUUGUCUGAAUGUCACCAGACAUGGUCGCUGUGGUCUUGCUGACUCUGUGAGCUCACCUCUCAUUUGCAGCAGAUACAUUGUGACACUGGCUCACAUUUUUAUUUCCAUUGUAAAAAACUUGUCGGAAACUGAUUGAGUUGAUGGACAUAUAUUAUAUUUCUAUAUCAGCUACGAAUAUUCUUCUACAUGGAUAUAUUCAGGAAAUUGCUCCAUGGUAAGACCAGGCUGAAGCAGUCCGUCUUUCUCCUCUCCCUCUUGUCCAUUCUGCUGAUCCUGAACUGCUUACCCUACCCAGCUCUGCACAGGUCCUUCCUGCAGCACCAGCACCAGCGCCACUACCCGGUCCUGAAGAGACCCCUCAGCUGCUCUGGUGGCAAGCCACUCUUCCUCCUGAUCGCCAUUAAAUCCCUGGCCGAGAACGCGGACCGACGGGCAGCUAUCCGCAGCACCUGGGGGCGCGAGGGCACAGUGGGGGGCAUGCAGGUGAAGAGGGUGUUCCUCCUCGCCGAGUCCGAGAGGCAGAUCCGAAACCAGGCGGCAGGUGGCAUCUUGGAAGAGGAGAGCUUGGAGCACAGAGACAUCCUGCAGUGGGGCUUCAGGGAGUCUUUCUUCAAUGUCACGCUCAAGGAGUACCUGUUCUGGCGCUGGUUUGGAGAGGACUGUGCUUCCGUGGUGCAGUACAUCUGGAAGGGUGAUGAUGAUGUCUUUGUCAACAUUGACAAUGUCAUCAGAUACCUCAAGGGCAACUCCAACCCGAAGCUCUACAUGGGGAAGGCCUUUGUAAACUGGUACCCGGUGAGGAUCUGGUGGAACAAGUAUUACAUCCCCAUGUCUAUGUACUCUGGCAAGUCCUACCCGCCCUACAUCGGGGGCGGAGGGUACCUUCUCUCCAGGGAGUCUAUCCUGCUCCUGAGCAAAGCCUCUGCCUGGGUUCACCUGUUCCCCAUUGAUGAUGUAUAUGUGGGGAUGUGUGCCCAAGCAGUCAAUAUCUCAGCCCAGGAUCACCCUGGCUUCAUUACAUAUGAGGACCUACCCUUCGAGCCCUGUGAGUACAGGAAGCUCAUGGUGGUCCACAAGGUGCAGCCCAAUGAGCUCUACCUCAUGUGGAGCCUUGUGAAGCACCAGGGGCAAAGCUGCCCUGGUUAGGAGAAUUUACAAGGACUGUUUCUCCUCAGCGUGCUACAGCAGAUCUGAAGGGCUGGCCUUUGUCCUAAAGGGACUGUUAGAUUGCUCCUGAGUGGAAAAAGCCAAAGUGGUUUUCUUUUUUUUUUUUCCCUGUGGAGUUUUAAUGUAAUGGGUUUUAUUACCGGUUUUUUUUUUUUUUUGAUUACUUUUAAAUGCUUAUUGAAGAGCCAUUGAUCAGGAUUGUCCUUUUUUUAUUUAAUGUUUUUCUUGCAUUUGCAUGAAUAUUCACUGAAUAACAUUACUGUUUGAAAAUGUUUUAGAAACCUGAAAGCACUGUGAAGAUCUUAUAGUUGAAACAUUAAUCAUUUAAUUUUCCAGAUUAUUUUAUAGCACUGUGUAGAUGAACUGUAGAAUUAUACAGAAGGUAUGUGUAAUUUCUCACCCCAAAAGCCAGCCUGGCAUUGCUGGAGCUGGUCUGUUUCUGUCCAGUUUAUUGGGGGACUGAAGGCAGCAAUUCUGUAUGUGAGAGGAGUCAAUGUGUGUGUGUGUGUAUAUAUGAAGUAUUUUUUUUAUUUAUUUAAUUUUUUUUUUGCAUAGGUCAGACACUACAAUAAUUAAUUGUACAGAACACAGAAUAUUAAACAGGAAAGAAAUGAAAAUUA
Molecule: messenger RNA, 1960 nt
Organism: Acipenser ruthenus (sterlet)
Lineage: Eukaryota; Metazoa; Chordata; Actinopteri; Acipenseriformes; Acipenseridae
Product: N-acetyllactosaminide beta-1,3-N-acetylglucosaminyltransferase 4-like
Exons: 2
Coding region: 360-1319 (319 amino acids)
Cellular component (GO): membrane
Molecular function (GO): hexosyltransferase activity
Source: RefSeq, a predicted model, not a curated record